AUGCCAUUCACCAACACUUUGAGUUCCCUAGGAGUCAUAUGCAAUAUGAAGAGUAAAUCCUUUUCUUCACUUGCAUGUUACAUAAGCUUUCUUCUGCAAGUGAUGUCAUCAGCUUCAGAGAAGCUGAUGGUGACCAUGCCCGCGCAACAUGUGGUGGCAAUAGCAGGAGGACAGGCUGAACUCACCUGUCAGCUGUCCCCACCACGCAGUGCAGAGCUCAUGGAGAUACACUGGUUCAGGGGUGAUCAUUCCAAACCUGUGUACCUCUACAGAGGUGGUCGAGAAGAAAACAGAGAAGCUGACCCGGAAUAUGUGGGUCGUGUAGAGUUUGUGAAAGAGACCAUUGGAGAGGGCCAGGUGACCCUCAGAAUUAAUAAUAUCAGCAUCUCCGAUGAGGGAUCAUAUCAAUGUUCAUUUGAAGAUAAUGGCUUCAGUGACAUGGCCAUCCUGAACCUUAGUGUAGCAGCAAUUGGCUUGGACACCCAGAUCCGUGUUCAGGCUGCUAACAAUAAACGACUGUUGAUUGAAUGUAAGUCCGAGGGGUGGUACCCACAGCCCAAAAUGGAGUGGAGAGACAGCAGGGGAGAGGAAGUUCCACAUUCUUCAAUAUCAUACUCACAGGAUGGAGCCAAACUAUUUCACAUGAAGAUGACUCUUCUUCUCCAGAACAAAUCACGGAACAGUAUAACCUGCUGUAUUUACAACUCAUUAACGGCACAUGAGAAAAAAGUUAACAUCAUCCUAGCAAGUGCUUUAUUUGAUCAGGACCACAUUUGGCCAAAAAUUUUGAUGUAUUUACUAAAUACAAUAUUCUUUAUUGCUGCUGUGUACAUUUUCUUUCUGUACAUUGAAUCAGUCUCUAUUGAAGAUCCUUUAUUUGACCUCUACAAUUCCUGGAUGUGGGACAUGACACUGGCGAUGGGUGUUAUGAUCGGUUUUAUCAUCAUCAUGCUAGCUGGUUUUUUGUGCUAUACAAUAAUAGGCCCUCCAGAAAACAGAGCAAUGAAGCUCUCCAAGGACAUGCUAGACAUUGAUGUCCUCAGGAAACACUCUCUGCUGCUUUGA
This is a messenger RNA of Ochotona curzoniae (black-lipped pika), 1065 nucleotides long. Its product is annotated as selection and upkeep of intraepithelial T-cells protein 8-like. The record is from RefSeq and is a predicted model, not a curated record. Gene Ontology annotation, cellular component: external side of plasma membrane. Gene Ontology annotation, molecular function: signaling receptor binding. Lineage: Eukaryota; Metazoa; Chordata; Mammalia; Lagomorpha; Ochotonidae. Gene Ontology annotation, biological process: regulation of cytokine production; T cell receptor signaling pathway. Bases 1 to 1065 code for a protein of 354 amino acids. The transcript is spliced from 7 exons.